AUGAUGACAACCUCAUCAUCAACACCACUCGUUCUCAUUACCGUUCUGAUCUGCGCCAUCUUCGCCAUCAGCUGCGCCAGGGGCGAGAUGGUGGUGAAUGGCCAGUUCACCACCGAUCUCUCCGGCUGGACCGUCACCACCGGCGCCUACUCCGGCUACCUCAAGCAGCUCAACGGCCAGUGCGCCAUGGGCUCCGUGGGCGGCCUGGGCAACAUCACCCAGACCCUGGCCACCACCUCCGGCGCCACCUACACCGUGCGCUUCACUCUGGGCUGCAGCCAGGGCACGCCCAACGCGUUCCUGGCCAAGUUUGGCGGCUCGACGCUGCUCUCGCUCAUCAACGGCCCCGCUCAGGCCCAGACCCAGUACUGCCGCACCGUCGCCGUCCGGUCCACGUCGACCGUCCUCUUCUUCGGCGCCCGGCACGACCCGGCGGCCUACCUGCUCGACGAUCCUCUGCCCCAGCCCCACGCCCACCACUUCGCCCACGCCGUCCACCACCCCGUCGCGUUCGCCCACGUCAUCGCCCACUGCAUCGCCUACGUCUACUCCCACGCCGUCCACCACCCCUUCGUGUUCGCCGUCGACGUCGCCGGUGCCGUCGCCCCCAUCGAGGUGCCCUGCACUACGGGGAAUGCGAGCUUCAGCUGGCUGGGCCACAACAAUGGCCUGGGUCCGUGGGGCGCGGCGCCGGACCCGUUGCUGGGCUGGCUGGCGGUCAACUGCUUCGCCAACGCCGUGCGCGGUGUAAGCUCGGUCCGCAGCUUCACCUACCACCUCCGCCCCUACAACGUCUCGGGCGCGUUGUUCGUGUUCGACGACUCCUCGGCGUCGCCGGCCGCGCGCGGCUUCGUGAUCGACGCCGCCGCGCAGACGAUCGUGGCCGCCACCGACAUCACGCCCGGCCUGCCCACCAGCUUCGUCACGGUGGUGCCGGCUGUACAGCCCACCUACACCCCCGGUCCAGGCCACCUUCUCUGGGCCGCUCGCCGCGCUGACCCCGCCCGGACCUACCUGCUGGCCUUCUGCGCCGAACCGGCCUCGCCCGGGACCAACCAGUACUGGUUCCUGGAGGAGGGCUGGGUAGACACCAACCCGGGCGCGCUGACCACCUGCGCCGACGGUGCCGGUUGCUUUGCAACGCCUGCGGGCGCCAACUGGGUCUCGCACACGGCCCACGUCCUGACGACGGUGGUCGACUACACCUGCGAUGCGCCCACCACCGCCCCUUAA
This is a messenger RNA of Acanthamoeba castellanii str. Neff, 1233 nucleotides long. RefSeq lists its product as uncharacterized. The record is from RefSeq and is a predicted model, not a curated record. Lineage: Eukaryota; Discosea; Longamoebia; Acanthamoebidae. The transcript is spliced from 3 exons. Bases 1 to 1233 code for a protein of 410 amino acids.